AUGCACUUGGAUACUAAGCUUCUCGCUUUCCACACUUCUGUCAAUCACAUAAAUAUCAAACUCUGUGUUCGUAAAAUCAUGUACUCACUUUCAUCAUAUCAAGACUUAGCAUUUCUAAUACCCAAUGGCUGGAAGGACGGCAAUCAGCUCCCUCCAAAGUUUCUUAUCUUCUUUGAUGAUAUUCAGGAUUCUAUAGCGGUGGCAAAAAAAAUACAGAAAUGA
Molecule: messenger RNA, 222 nt
Organism: Suillus paluster
Lineage: Eukaryota; Fungi; Basidiomycota; Agaricomycetes; Boletales; Suillaceae
Exons: 1
Coding region: 1-222 (73 amino acids)
Source: RefSeq, a predicted model, not a curated record